Messenger RNA from Mercenaria mercenaria, 1188 nucleotides. RefSeq names its product CUB and sushi domain-containing protein 3-like. The transcript has 4 exons. NCBI's taxonomy places the organism in Eukaryota, Metazoa, Mollusca, Bivalvia, Venerida, Veneridae. The record is from RefSeq and is a predicted model, not a curated record. Bases 59 to 673 code for a protein of 204 amino acids.
AACAUAUGACAUUACAUUUGAAUCACAAUGUCGGAGUGACGAAGGCAGGUUUCGUAAAAUGUUAGGAAUCGGAUUAUCGGAUUGUGUCAGAGAAUGUGGUUUGCGACCACAUUGUGAAGCCUUGAGCUACAUGGGACGGAUGCAAAUGUGCGAUUUGUUCUCUACGACAGACGAAGGCAACCUUCCCAACGGAGAAUGCAUGUACAUCUCCGGUUCUUACAUUAAGUUCGAAAAGACACCUUGCGGGAUAUGUUCGUAUGGACAGGUUUGUGAUAUGCCUUCAAAACAAUGCAAAUAUAAAGAAUGCAUAUCUACACGCAUUAACAAUGGCACAGUACUGGGAAACUUGAACGAAGUAGGCAGUAAGAUUCGCUACAAAUGUAACCAUGGAUAUAGGGACAAGAACGGAAUAAUAAGUGCUGUGUGCAAAGAGGAUGGUACAUGGAAUGUGACGGCCAACUGUACAAGAGACUGCGGAAAUCCAGUUUCUCCAGCCAACGGGACCAUCGUUUCUAAUAGCGGUACAAUGUUUCUAGAUACAGCAACCGUUACUUGUGACGACGGGUACCAGAGCAGUGUUGGUGUUAUCAGUUGUACAGCUUCUGGACAAUGGGACACCGUUACUUGUGAUCGAAUAUGUAAACCAUUUGCUUGCAUAACAGUUCUUGCAUAAUUAUUUUUAAUACCUUAUAUUAUCUAAUGUAGUCUGCAUUGCAAAUGAAACAGUUAUGGACAUAAAGUAACCUGUUAUAUGUAGUUAUAUUACGUUACUGGACUUUGCUCUCAAUCAAAUAAUCAAUUUUUCGUGUAAAUACGUGACAUCAAACUUCCAUGAACAGGCUCAAUCAAACCGAGCCUGCAACAUUUUCGUUUUUGUUGUGUUGAGCGACCUGUGGAGUUUCCACUUUUUCUAUUUUAAUGUGAGCAUUUGUAUUCUAUUUACAUUAAGCUUGCGGAAAUCUAGUUUCUCCGGCUAAUGGGAUCGUAGUUCUUGAUAGUGGUACCAUGUUCCUGGAUACAGCAACCGUCACUUGUAAUAACGGGUACCAGAGCAGUGUUGAUGUUAUCAGUUGUACAGCUUCUGGACAAUGGGACACCGUUACCGUUGCCGUUUGAGAUAAUAGAGUUCCUUUCAUUAUAAUAUGUAUAAUAUUAUAUUAUGUAUAAUAGAAUUCUACUUAACAUUAA